Messenger RNA from Nothobranchius furzeri (turquoise killifish), 2939 nucleotides. It is a transcript of the gene cspg5a, whose product is annotated as chondroitin sulfate proteoglycan 5a. The record is from RefSeq and is a predicted model, not a curated record. Gene Ontology annotation, cellular component: synapse. Gene Ontology annotation, biological process: nervous system development; cell projection morphogenesis. Lineage: Eukaryota; Metazoa; Chordata; Actinopteri; Cyprinodontiformes; Nothobranchiidae.
GAGCGCGCUCCACACGGCCGUGCGUGACUCCCUCUCAGCCACAAAGUGCCCAAAAGCACCGAUCCAGACCGAACCGAGCCCCCGCCACCUCCACCCGAUCCUCUCUUCGCCGUUCUGGGGGCCAUGGAUCCCUAAAACCCGCCUCAGCGAUCCGAACUGUUGCAGAGCGCGGAGACGCAGACACCGAGCGGCUAUGGAGGAGAAGCGCGCAGAGCCUGGAGUCUAGACUGCACGCGCACCAACAGAUCACCUUCCCGGAAUACUUCUACACGAUCUGCGAACUCUGCCACCAGCACCAAGGUUUGAUCCCUCCCGUCGGACUGUCAGACCACCGCUGCACCAUAAGGAUGCGAGAGAAGAAGAAGGCGAGCGAACGCUCGGGAUGCUGGAGACAAACGCUGCUGUCGUGCGUCCUGGCUCUGCACCUGAUCCCUCUGUCCGUGCACGGAAACCUCGUCUGGAUCAAUGCUACUGAGUGGGACAACAAAGUCAAUAUCACCUCCCCGCUUGUUGAGGAGGAUGGGCCGGAAAAGCUAAACGCAGUUAUCACCACGGCAACUGGGACAAGCAGCUCUGUUAGUCAUGACCCAACCAUCGCCGUGACCCCGAGGGCAAUGCAGACCCCGCGUGGGGACAACGAGGACGAUCAGAGCAGCGGCAUGUUUGGUGAAACGUUGGCUCCUACGGUGGAGGAGGUGAGCGUCACAGCACCGCCUCAGAUCAGCCCUGACUCAGCUGAGACGGAGCAUCUGUUGCCUAGCAACCCACAAGUAAAGGAGGUCAUGGAAGGAGAGGAGGAGGGGGAUGAAGAGGAGGAGCAUCUGCCACACACUGACCCCCCUUGGAUUCAUGCCAAGGGCACAGCCAUGUUUGACUUGGACCGCCUUACCACCACCACCACCUCUGCCCCGACAUCAGCUGCCACCAACCCCUCCAACCCAGAUGUCCUCCAUGUGGACUUCUUUGACCCCUCCUCUCGUGGGCGUAACCUCGAUCUAGCCCCACCCUCCCCUUCAUCUGUGGCCCAUGAGCUCCAAGGUGGAGACGCAACUUCCUGGGCGAUGCCUGAAAACUACGACUACCUUACGCCCUAUGAGGACGGAGUGUCCCCCACCGUAGACGAGUACACCUACAGCACCACCACUGAUGCUUAUGAGAGCGAUGAAGACCUCAGAGAGGCCGUUGGGUCUCCCGCUCGUUCCAGGCCCCGGAUUCCAGGAUCUGGUCCCUUCAUCCCCGGCAUGAGCGCUCCAAUGCCCAACAAUCCUGGGGUGGCAAACACAGGUCUGUCACGCAACAAAUGCCGAGUGGGAUACCAGCUGGUGAACGGAAGUUGCCGCUCAGCCUGCGAUCUGCAGCCCAACUACUGCCUGAAUGGAGGGCAGUGUUACCAGCUGGAUGGAGACGAAAUCUUCUGCAGGUGCAACAUCCAGGAUUACAUCUGGCACAAGGGCGCUCGCUGUGAGUCCGUGGUGACCGAGUUCCAGGUGAUGUGUCUGGCCAUUGGUGCCUCGGCGCUGGUGCUCUUGCUGCUCUUCAUGAUCAUUGUCUGCUUCGCCAAGAAGCUCCACGUGCUCAAGACGGAGAACAAAAAGUUACGCAAGCGCAGCAGUAAGUACCGGCCUUCAUCGGAGCAGCACAAUGAUAAUUUCUCGCUGUCCACCAUCGCUGAGGGCUCCCACCCAAAUGUAAGGAAACUGUGCGACACCCCUCCUAACGUCCCUCAUGCCCGUGCAUUGGCUUACUAUGAUAACAUUAUCUGUCAGAAAACCAUGAGCAGAUACACCUGGGAGUGUAAGACCAAAGAGGAGUCCGACUGCGAGUUUCAUGCUGACGGGAGGACGGAGGGCCCCUAUCCCGUAACCAUGGAAGUGACAUACCCACACGUCCUGCCUGAAGUUACUAUCUAGGCCAGCAGCCAUCGGGAUGAUCCGAAUUCCCAAAACAAGCUGGAGGACCCGGUGAAGGCUCCUCCCAAGGAGGACGACGCCCUCAACAUCCACAACUCACUGACCCCCAAACACGAGAACCACAAGGUCCUGGGCGAGGAGAACUCCUCGGAGGUAAACUCACUGCAGAACAACAUGAUGUGAUUCAAAACAAAACGACCCGGCAACAGCACACAGAAAACGCCACGGUGCACCGGCGACGGCAACCCCUACAAAUCCCUCCCACCACUCUCGUCAUCCCUUGCCGAGUGCGUCUAACCAGUCAAACAACCAACCAGCCUGACAACAAACCAGCCAACCAACUCAGUCUGCAACCACCUCCGACACGGCACCACUGCCACGAGCGACCCCAAGUCGCUGCAAAAAAUAUAUAUAUAGACCAUCAUCACUGUUGUGGCUGCCCCAGAUGAAACUAACCCCGCCCCCCCAAACAGCUUCACCCUGCAGCCUCCUGGCCACACCUCCGUAUGUCCUGCCAUGCCCCUUUUCUUGCAGCCCCGCCCCCUCUCCGUUGCAGUUACUCAACUUUCCCUUAUCUUUUUCACUUCUCACACACACACACACACACACACAUACAUGACACACACAUACUGUGAAAAGAUUGACACUCUUAUAUGUAAACAAACACCCUGACACCCCCCUUCCACCUCCCCAGCCUGCAUUGGUGUAUUUUGUAAAAAGAAGAAAAAAAAGUCAUACAGAAAUUUAAAAUGUACGUAAAAAAGUGUUGUAAACGAAAAAAAAAAAAGUAACCCAGAAAGCUACUGAGAGGUUUUGAUGUUUGUCUGACUAAUCCAGUGAGUCUGUAUAAAUAUUGGAAACAUUUUCUGCUUGGAUUGAUUUAAAAGAAGCAACACGAUGUGUCUUGGUUUUCAUUGAUGUGGUUUCUAAUCCUUUGAUGUACUUGUUUUUUUUUUGUACUUUUUUGGGACUUCAAACAAAAAAUAAACAAAUGAUAGACAGUUGUUGAAAUAAACCUUUUUAACAUGA